This is a messenger RNA of Arabis nemorensis, 672 nucleotides long. Lineage: Eukaryota; Viridiplantae; Streptophyta; Magnoliopsida; Brassicales; Brassicaceae. The record is from the annotation of a GenBank genome assembly.
AUGGGAUUUUGCAUCUGUCCGUUGGAGUCACCCGCGAGAUUACUAUGGAGUGAAAUUUCCCCUGUGCAUCUGCUUGAGAAAAGCUUCGAGACAGAGAACAAGCUUGAGCCAGAGCGCAAGACACAGCUAGCUAAGAAGCUUGGUCUACAACCAAGACAAGUAGCUGUCUGGUUUCAAAACCGAAGAGCUCGUUGGAAGACAAAACAGCUCGAAAGAGACUACGAUCUUCUCAAGUCCACUUACGACCAACUACUCUCUAAUUACGACUCCAUCCUCAAGGACAACGCUAACCUCAGAUCCGAGGUUACUUCGCUGACCGAGAAGCUCCAAGCCAAAGAAGAAGAGACAGCUAAUGAACCACCGGCUCAAGUACCCCAACCCAAUCAACAACUCGAUCCGGUUAACGUAAACCGGUUCGAACCAACAAUCAAAACCGAAGACCGGUUAAGUUCAGGGAGUGUUGGGAGUGCGGUACUAGACGAAGACGCACCUCAGCUUUUAGACAGCUGCGACUCUUACUUCCCAAGCAUCGUACCGAUCCACUCGGAAGAAGAUAACAACAACAACAACGGUAGUGAUAAUGACCGGAGCUGUUUCGCCGAUGUCUUUGUGCCCACCACUUCGCCGUCGCACGAUCACGGUGAAUCGUUGGGACUAUGGGGCUGGACUUGA